AUGUCUCUGGAGAAAUCCCACCCAGUCCACCUCGAACCCAGCGAGCUGGGCACCAAGGAGUACUGGGACGAAUACUACCAGAAUGAUCUAGAAAACGGUGCUGUCCACUCCGAUGACGAGGAUGACGCGGAAAUCGAAGACGGCAGCGAUGAGAAAACCGGGAGUGAGCAACAGCCUCCCGAUCCCUCAGAACUGGAAUCGUGGUUCGACGACGUGGGCGCCCCAGCAAAGACACUGGCUUUCCUGACCUCGACCACGUUUCCUCUCUCACCAAACUACGUCGGCCUGUCGGGAAAUACGAGGAAGGCGCCUUCAGUGCUAGACUUGGGCACCGGCAACGGCAGCGCCUUGUUCGCCCUGCGUCUCCACGGCCACUACACCGGCCGCAUGGUCGGCGUGGACUACUCGAGCAAGAGCGUCGAACUGGCGCGGAGGCUGCGCGUGCGGUAUGCUUCGGCGGCCUCUUCCGCCACAGACUCGGGCUCGAGCGUGGAGAACAUGGCGUUCGAGGUCUUCGACAUCAUCCACGACUCUCCCCAUGCGCAGCCGUGGUGGGACUCCUCUCUUGACCCGGGCGGUUUCGACCUCGUCCUUGACAAGGGCACGUUCGACGCCAUUUCUCUCUCCUCGGCCACCGUCGCCGACCCGGCGUCCUCAAACCGCCACCAAAGACGCAUGUGCGAACUCUACCCUGCCAAGGUCCUGCAGAUGGUCAAAGCCGGCGGCUACCUGCUGGUCACGAGCUGCAAUUGGACCGAGGCCGAAGUCGUCGCUUGGUUCACCACGUGUCCACCAGGUGGCCGUGAGAACGAGGUAUUUGAGGUGUACGAUGCGAUCAAGUACCCCGUGUUCGAGUUUGGAGGGCAGAAGGGACAAGGCGUCGCCAGUGUUUGUUUCCGGAAACCGCAGAGAACCGAGACAGAUCAGGGAUGA
Molecule: messenger RNA, 933 nt
Organism: Cladophialophora bantiana CBS 173.52
Lineage: Eukaryota; Fungi; Ascomycota; Eurotiomycetes; Chaetothyriales; Herpotrichiellaceae
Exons: 2
Coding region: 1-933 (310 amino acids)
Biological process (GO): peptidyl-lysine monomethylation; peptidyl-lysine dimethylation
Cellular component (GO): cytoplasm
Molecular function (GO): protein-lysine N-methyltransferase activity
Source: RefSeq, a predicted model, not a curated record